AAACUUGCGCUUCCGCUCAUCAAAACCCAUGGAUUCAUCCGAGAAGCUCUAUCGUUGUCGGCGUUGUCCCUACCCACACCAAUAACUCAUCCUCUCCCAGACGUGAACGUGACUGCGCUGUUUGGCCCAGGAGAUGAUGCAUAUAGGAGGCCUGUGCAUGCGUGGCUUGAUGAUGCAAGGCAUAGGAUGAAGGAAGAGGCGACAGAAAAGAUGCGAGGGCUGAAGAGCAACGAAUCAGUGCUGGAGCACCUUCCAGAGGCAUUUGCACUCCUCGCUUCCUCUCCCUUAUUACCUCUACCUCUGCUCCCGGUGGACCCUGCGCCGAUAAUCAAACACGCUGCCCAAGUAUCUAACCAGGCGUGCUGGAUCGCUCGUAGCGAUGCGCGAGAGUCAUCUUGGUACACCCGCCGAGCAACCAUCUCCGCCAUCUACCUCGCCGCUGAACUGCACCAGCUGACUUCCCCAAAAACAGCACCGGUAUUCUUGGAUUCGCUCCUUGAGAAUACUAAGCACGCGGGAAAGGUCUUGGACGAGACGGCUUUGUUUGCGAGUUAUAUUUGGAAGAGCUGGAAAGGGAUCGUAAGGAGUUCUGGAGUGCUGAAUUGA
Messenger RNA from Suillus fuscotomentosus, 606 nucleotides. RefSeq lists its product as uncharacterized. The transcript is spliced from 4 exons. The annotation marks the transcript as partial. NCBI's taxonomy places the organism in Eukaryota, Fungi, Basidiomycota, Agaricomycetes, Boletales, Suillaceae. The record is from RefSeq and is a predicted model, not a curated record.